GCCGCCGCUACUUGUAAGACUCUCCCCUCCCCUCCUGUUCCGCCGACCUCAAUCAACAUCUUCCUCGUCGCCGCCGUUUCAGGUCCACCGCGCCGUCCCGUCAGCCAUGGAGGAGUACCUGGAGAACAUGAGGUCUCUCCGCUCCUACAUGAACGAUCUGGAGGAGGACGCCGCGAAGCGGUGCGCGGAAGAGCAGCAGCAGCGCACAGCCAUCGAAGCCCACGACGCUGACAUCGCGCUAGUGAGGGCGCAGGCAAAGCAGGCAAGCGAGGUGGCUGGGAAGCUGGCCACAGCAAGGGCGCAGGUAUACGUGGACAUGACCGAGAAGCAGGGCAGGAUCGCCACGCUAGAUGUCGAGUGUGCCACGCUGAGGCAGACCUUGGAGCUCCUCCAUCAGGAAAUUGCGAGUGCAUCUGCCAAUCUUAAUGAGAAAAGACUGUUCUACAGAAAGACAGCAGAAACCUUGACUGUCAAACUACAGGAGCAACAGGAAUGGCUUGGUUCAUUGAAGAAUAAGAGUACUACAAUGGAGCCACAUGUUACCGCAUCUCAGAGCAAGCAAACCUUCAUUGAAGGGGAGAGAGAGGGAACCUUUAACUCAGAAGGCAGCCUGGAUAAGUUGGGAAGUAAUGUUGGGAAAAACCAUAGGGAACUCUACACCCGACUGGAGUCAGCUCAGCUGAAGAUAGAAGACAUCAAUUCAAAAAGAUCAACACUUCUUUCAGAAAUCAGCAAAGUCAAGCAGAGUCUAGAGCAAGAGAAAAACAUAUUUUCUGGCUUUCCUGCCGCGCUACAGCAGAUGGCUAUGAAGUCAUUGUGUGAGGAAUAUAAUGCUCUGCAAGGUGAUAAAGUUGGAGAAAUUGAGUACUUCCACUCUCUUGAAGAAACUAUUAUUGGCAUGAAGGGCGUUUCUGAACCUGUUAAAUGCCGGUGUGGACUGGAGUACAUGGUAGAACUGGGUGGCGAAGACAUGGAUCUAAGCUAAACUCUUGCAUCAAAAGAUAACAGCAACAAUCUGUUCUCGACUUGUAUAUCCGUGAACGUAGAACAGAUCUUGGCAACUUGUACAUUGUAAACAUGGAAGACUACCACAACGAUUACCAAACUUAAGAGAAACCGUGGGUGAUCAAUGGGGACGUGAGAUUCACUCAUUCACAUGUAGGGAUCGAAAGAAAACUUAGCAGAA
Panicum virgatum (switchgrass) is the source of this 1186-nucleotide messenger RNA. RefSeq lists its product as uncharacterized. NCBI's taxonomy places the organism in Eukaryota, Viridiplantae, Streptophyta, Magnoliopsida, Poales, Poaceae. The coding region runs from base 107 to 985 and encodes 292 amino acids. The record is from RefSeq and is a predicted model, not a curated record. The transcript has 12 exons.